AUGAGAUCUGCUACCUGGUUUAACAUUCUUUUUCUUUGUGUGUGGUUUAUAAAAUUCUUAAAAGAGCAUCUUCCAGAAAAAUAUUGUCCAAGAAUAGAAGAUAUCGAAGGAAACUGCAAAGAUAAUGGACUGAAAGUGUGUGCGAAGUUUAUGACGUCAACUUAUAAGAUGAAUUAUUUCAAUUGCACCUGUAACAACAUCAACAUGUUACAUAAGAUCAAGCGUUAUUGCGAAUGUCAGUCACUAUGUAGCGACCACCCUCCACCUUCACCGAUCCAUCCUCCACCUGCACCGAUCCACUCUCGUUAAAUAACAUCUCAUUAGUCCUUCCUGAUAACAAAUUAAAGUGAAGUUCUGAUACUUUGUAGUGUGGAGAUCACACACAGAUAAGUUCUGUUAGUCACCAAUCUUUCUUUUGUAAUAAAGUCAUGAGGA
Messenger RNA from Raphanus sativus (radish), 435 nucleotides. Its product is annotated as putative defensin-like protein 230. The transcript has 2 exons. NCBI's taxonomy places the organism in Eukaryota, Viridiplantae, Streptophyta, Magnoliopsida, Brassicales, Brassicaceae. Bases 1 to 309 code for a protein of 102 amino acids. Gene Ontology annotation, biological process: signal transduction. The record is from RefSeq and is a predicted model, not a curated record.